AUCUUCCAAAAAUAGAAAGAAAGAGGUUCUUUACUUUAUAUGAGCGAUAAAGAGAAAUUUAAAAAUUAAAUUUUCAAGUUAAGGAAACGUUUAAAAAUGAAGUUAUUUGCCUUGUGUAUCUUUCAUAAAGAUGUCAACGUUAAACUUCUAGUAUCAGCCUUCGAUCUUCAGUCGUUUGGGUAUUUUCAGCGAUCAAGUGUAAAAGAGUUUAUGCAGUUUACGAGUAAGAUACUUGUGGAACGAACAAGACCAAAUGAACGUGCUACAGUAAAAGAACAAGAAUACCUGUGUCAUGUAUAUGUAAGGAUGGACUCACUUGGUGCAUGCCUGAUUGCUGAUGGUGAAUACCCACGGAGAGUUGCUUUCACAUUUCUUAACAAGAUACUUGAGGAAUUUUCAAAAACAGUCCCACAAUCAGUAUGGAGAUCAGCAGCUCAUGACUCUGUUGAAUUUCCAGCAUGUGCAGAAAAUCUUGAAAAGUAUCAGAACCCUAAAGAAGCAGAUGCAAUGUCUAAAGUUCAGUCAGAACUAGAUGAAACCAAAAUUGUUUUACAUAGCACCAUUGAAGCAGUAUUAGAAAGAGGAGAAAAACUGGACGAUUUAGUAGAAAAAUCUGAAGGUCUUAGUAUGCAAUCCAAGACAUUCUACAAAACAGCAAAGAAGACAAACUCUUGUUGUUCUAUUCAAUGAUUCACUUUGCGAUCACAAGGCUGCAGAAGUACUGGAAGAAGCUGACCCAUAAGCAUUGCAGUUUUCUGCAGCACUGAAUUUGACCCAGAAAAAUGCAAAAGUUACAAAAUUGUAUAAUGAGAAAAUAGCUUUAAUAGAAAUAUUAAGUAAUGCAAUCUCAGUUUGUUUCACGAAAAUACAUUAUUUUUAAUUGCGCAUUUCAAAUUUAAGAAUACUAGACUGAAGUGGCCAUUUAGAGUCAGUUCACAAACCCGUGAACAACUUAUUCAGUCCUUGCAGACACUGUUAGGAAAUAAGCCAGAACACGAGAAAAAAUGUCUGUCAAAAAGCGCUGAAGUUGUGACAUCUUGGUUGCUAAUGGAAAAGAGUAAUUUCACAGGUAUCCCGAUUUUUUAAAAGAAAACAUAGCAAUUAGUGUCAACAUUUUGGCAACCAAAUAUAAAAUCAACCUUGUACACUGUAAAUUAUAGUAUGCCUUAUUUUUUUAUCAGUUGUAUAAGUUUCAUUUGCUGAAAGGUUUUCAGUCUAGUUAGAGGAGUUAUGUGGAGGUCACGUGAAAGGUAAAAAAUGCAUUUAUCAUAUUGAUAAAUGUGUAUGAAAAUGCAUUUAGAAGACCGAGCAUUUAAGGAGACCGAAUAUAAUGGCGGUAAUUUUUACAUGACCUGUUGAUGCAAAUAAUCGAUUCUUAAAUCAUAUCAUACAUAUACUCAGUAUUAAAUAAGGAGUUCAUUAAUUCAGUUACCUUUUCUCUUUUUUCAGUCGUCUAAAAAGUUUCAGGGACAGUUGAGGUCCUGUUACACUGUAUACGUUUCUCAGCAACCUGUCUCGCAAUGCUUGAAAUGUAACGUUACAAGUUGCCGAGGUGAGGUGUUAGACCGCAACACGAUCUCAUCAACUUGCAACAUUUUUUUGGCUCCUCGGAAAACAUGAGAAAUGCGCGCAUGCGCUCUUGAAAAAUAUGCCUUAAAAUUGCGAGAAAUGUUGUUUUAGGGUGAUGCAGUGUGCAAUGGCGUUGCCAGUUGCUGCAAUCCGUUCUAAAAAGUAGAAAUUAUUUCUACUUCGUGCCGACGCUAAGCGCGAAAAAAAUUGUGAGACUAACACUCCUUUUCACUGUGCAAUUUUCCAUCAGCUUGGAAAAUUGCACAGUGUAACAGAGCCUUUAAUUUCUGUAACGGGCGUUCCUGUUCUUGUAAGAAAAAAUAAAGUUACAUUGCACUGA
This is a messenger RNA of Actinia tenebrosa (Australian red waratah sea anemone), 1909 nucleotides long. RefSeq names its product synaptobrevin homolog YKT6. Gene Ontology annotation, biological process: endoplasmic reticulum to Golgi vesicle-mediated transport. Lineage: Eukaryota; Metazoa; Cnidaria; Anthozoa; Actiniaria; Actiniidae. Gene Ontology annotation, cellular component: Golgi apparatus; membrane. The record is from RefSeq and is a predicted model, not a curated record. Gene Ontology annotation, molecular function: SNAP receptor activity.